Molecule: messenger RNA, 3955 nt
Organism: Oryza sativa Japonica Group (Japanese rice)
Lineage: Eukaryota; Viridiplantae; Streptophyta; Magnoliopsida; Poales; Poaceae
Source: RefSeq, a predicted model, not a curated record
ACAAAGAACUCGCCACUCCCGCACUCCGCCUCGCCAUGGCAUCGCAUCUCACGCGCGCCCUCCUCUCCUCCCCGCCGUCCUCCGCCGCCGCCGCCGCCACCGCCUCUGCCGCCGCCGCGCUCCUAUCCUCCACGUCGCCGCUCCCCGCGGCGCGCUUCCUCCAGCUCCACGCGCACCUCCUCCGCACGGGCCUCCUCCUCCUCCCACUCGCCCCGACCGCGGCCUCCGCCUUCCUCUCCCUCGCCGCCGCCUCCCUCCCGUCGCACCGGGCGCUGCCGGUCCUCCUCCACCACCUCGCCCUCGCCCCGGAGACCCUCCCCUCCACAUUUCGCCUCAACGCCAUCCUCCGCUCCCUCCGCGGCCCCGACGCGCUCCGCUUCCUCCGCCGCGCCCGCGCGCUCGGCCGCCGCGGGAACGCCUUCUCCCUGUCCAUCGUCCUCGGCCACUGCCGCGCCCUCGCCCACGCGCGCCAGCUUCACGCCAACGUCGUCGCCGAGGGGCACUCCCCGGACGCCCUCCUGGCCACCUCGCUGGUGAGUUCCUAUGCUGCCUGCGGCGACGGGGACAGCGCUCGCAAGGUGUUCGAUGAAAUGCCGGUCAGGGACACUAUCGCGUGGAACGUUCUCAUCACUUGUUAUACCAGGAACCGGCGGACGAAGGAUGCUCUCAAGCUUUUCGAUGCGAUGAGGGGUGGGGAGAAUGGGGCAGAACCAGACGAUGUCACCUGCAUUCUCCUUCUCCAAGCGUGCACGAGCUUGGGUGCGCUCGAUUUCGGGGAGAAGGUCUGGGAGUAUGCGGUGGAUCAUGGAUAUGGGGGUGAGUUGAAGGUGCGUAACUCGUUGAUUACAAUGUACACAAAGUGCGGCUGUGUGGACAAGGCAUACCAGGUGUUUUGUGAGACUCCUAAGAAGAGUGUGGUCACAUGGAGUGCAAUGAUCUCGGGUUUGGCAUCUAAUGGUUUUGGGAAGGAUGCUAUAUCUGCAUUUGAGGAGAUGGGUAGAUCAGGCGUUGCUCCUGAUGAACAGACAUUUACUGGUGUGCUCUCAGCGUGUAGUCAUAGCGGGCUGGUUGAUGAGGGGUUCAAGUUUUUUGAUAUUAUGUGUUACGAAUAUCAGUUAAAGCCGAAUGUUCAUCAUUAUGGAUGCAUGGUAGACCUCAUGGGCCGUGCUGGCUUGCUUGAUCAGGCAUAUGAACUGGUGGUAAAAGACAUGAGGGUAGCACCAGAUGCAACGAUUUGGCGAACCCUUCUUGGUGCAUGCAGAAUUCAUGGACAUAUUGACCUUGGAGAGCGUGUAAUCAACCAUCUAAUUGAACUGAAAGCGCAACAAGCUGGGGAUUAUGUUCUAUUGCUUAAUACUUAUGCAGCAGUUGAAGAUUGGGGAAAGGUAGCAGAGGUCAGGAAGUUGAUGAAGGAGAAAGGGAUCCAAACUACUCCUGGCUGCACGACAGUAGAACUGAACGGCGAGAUCCAUGAAUUUAUUGCAGCUGAUGCUUCACAUCCAAGAAAGGCAGAGAUUUAUGAAAAGCUUGAUGAGAUAAACAAACAUCUUAGAAUAGCUGGUUAUGUUCCUAACGUGUCGUCGGAGUUGCAUGAUUUGGAUUCUGAGGGGAAGGAAUGCGCCCUCGCAUAUCACAGUGAAAAGCUAGCAAUUGCUUUUGCUCUUCUUGUGACACCACAGCAUAGACCAAUAAGGCUUGCUAAGAAUCUUCGUGUUUGUGUAGACUGCCACAAUUUCACAAAGGUAUUCUCUGGUGUAUAUCAUCGCUUAGUGAUUGUCAGAGACAGAACCCGAUUCCAUCAUUUCAAGGAAUUCCAGUGUUCGUGUAAUGAUUAUUGGUAGUCCACCAUUUCUUUCCUGUGCAUUUAUGCUGAUUACAAAGGAUAUAAAGUGUUUGCACACAGUGAAUAUCAGAGCUUCGUUGAGUGCUGGAAUUGAUGAUAUUGGCAUGAGAUGCAAGAUUACAUCAGUUGUGUAUGCAGUCAGACAUGUCACAUGAUCUAUCUGGACACAAGGACCAGAUCUCAACAAAAACUAUCUAAAACACCAGGUCAUUAAGAUUGCAUCACUGCCUUAUGAAGAACAUGAUCUUCCCUAGAACAGCAAUGUGUUGAGGUUUGGGCAGUGUUCAGUUAUCAGGUUCAUUUAUACAUUAUUGCUUAUUUGAACCUACAAAAAACGUAACACCAUAAAGAAUAUCCUUGGCCAGAAGCAGAAAGGAAACUAAUGAUGAAUUAUAGCAAUUCCUUGCUAGUCUGUCACACAAGGUUUCAUUGGCAAGCACCUGCACAUUGGGCUUCAAAGCUUAAGGAACAUACACUUUCCACCUCUUAAGAUACUGUUAGAUGUGUUGAUCUCUCAGCAGAGAUUAGUAAUGAUCAAUAUUUGUACAACUUGAGAAAUGAAGCAUCACUAUCAAUUUUCAUGGUGGUGAUGAUGAUUCUAGUUGAGAACAAGCCAGUCAACCUUAAUGUCCACGACUCAGUUGUUCAAGGAUUAUUAACAGUAUAUAUUUAAGAGAGCAAUAGUGAAAUACAAGGUGCACGAGUGAAUGCCUAUCUCGGUAAGGAUGCCCAAUCUAUACAGGCUAGUGACUGUUGUUUUUUCUUUUACAACAGCCGAUCUCUACAAUGACUUGUUUGAUGAAUUUAUCUUUGUUGACGUGAUGGUCGAAGGCUCUCUAAUAAAAUUGCAGGAGAAGCAUUAGUUUCACAUUUAAUGUGAUAAAAGAGAGUAUAUCUUCUUAGUUCAUAUAAUAGGAAUAAUGGGACCAUGUCCAGGCACCAGCUAUCCCUGCGGCUCUGCAAAACUCAUGAUUUUGUAGUGCACCUUUCUUUGAUGUUGGAACUUGGAACCAACUGAUGGCUCUCAAGUCUGAACAGUGUCCUAUCCAUGACAGGCAUCUAGGAUUUCUAGUGGAAUAUCCCAAUGGAAGUUCCUUUUGGCAUGUUCUGAUUUGGCGCUCCAUCAAUCCUCGACGCAAACAUGUAUCCUUCGUUUGCUAAUCAGACCUGGCUAUUCUUCUGCACAUCAAUUAUUUUAGUUGAUUUGUACAAUGAAAUUGAUGAUCAACCAAGCGCUUUCAAGACCAUUUUUUUUAAGGACGUUGAUUCUCUUCUGAAUAAGUCUUAUCGAUUAGGUGCGCUUAAUUUCUUUAUUGCUGAUAUUAUACCAUUGGAUUACGCAAUACAAGAAGAUGCGUGCAUCAUGUAUAUGAGUCUAUGACCGAGUUUGUUCCCACUAGCUCUCUUAUGUUGAUGUUGAUGUUUGCAUGGCAUUUUGGUUCCCUUUUAUUUCAUCUUGUCAAGUGUAUACUGCUGUUUAGCUGGUGAGAGUUUCUUUAAGCAUAGAUUUGACGAAUGGAAGAUGCAUCAAGCAAAUGUCACAUCUGACAAAAGACUUGGCUUCUCCGGUUGAACAUAUACAAAACCAAGCAACAACAACAACCAAAAAAAAAAAGAAAAAUCAGAAGAGCUAUCUAUCCUGUUAAUGAUAAUCUGUAUUUUUGUUAGGUUGUCCUUCCAAGUGCGUUGGACUAUGGACGACAGCCAACCACGUUCGCGGUACGCUGUUCAGAUCGGUGCCGUGCUUCCCUGCAAAACCUAUGCGUACGUUUUGGCUUUGCGUUGGCAGUUUGGCACGGCUGGUCGGCUGGUUGACCCAACAGCACAUCCACGGGACACCCAGUGAUGGCGUCCGGGCUUCGCCAUAUACACGGACGAGACGCUGCCGCCGGUCGCCGUUGCCGCUGCGCCUCUCUGAGCUUCUGCUGCUGCUGCUGUUCCCACUCCGACAGCGAGGUCUCACCGCCUCACCGCCCGGCAACACACAGCAACAACAACAGCGCAAUGCGUCCUCUCUAUCUUAAAAUAAAAUACUGUGACACAUCUGACGUCGUUGACUUUUUUAAACAUGUUUGAUCGUUCAUCUUAUUAAAAAAAUUUAAGUAAUUGUUA